AUGGAGACUACAGAGACUACCACUGAGCACAUCCGUGCCUUGCACAACCCGUUUUCCACACCACCACAAUUCGCGACUCCAAUUGGGUCCAUUCGGUCGCGAAGACCUGACUCUGCUGACAAUGGCCACCCCGUACCCCCGGCUCGUCCUCGCAGGCGCUUCCGAAGUUCGCGACUGACCGGUGAAUUCGAAAAGCCUUGGCUGGAGGAUGGAAAAAGAAAACCAAAUUGGGACAGCAUUAUUUUCUACACCUGCUGUACUAUUGCCCUCUGUGUUUCGGGCUAUAUUUGUUGGUCUGAGUAUGAGAAGGUUCCCAGACAUGAUUGGUGCAUGAUUUUAGAUGAAGACUUUAAAACUUUGGACACCGCCGUCUGGAACCACGAGGUCCAGCUUAAUGGCUUCGGAACGGGUUCCUUUGACUGGACCACCACCGACUCGGAGAAUUCCUACGUCGACGCCGAAGGCCUUCACAUCGUCCCAACCCUGACCCUCGAAAGCACCCAUUAUACUGAGGCGGAACUUCUCAAUAACACUGUUUUGAACUUGACUGCCGACGGUACUUGCACAUACUCCGAGCAGCGUGUGUCUACCCUUGCGGACUGGAGUGCAUGCGAGGUUAGAAGCAAUGAUACCUCCGGACAGAUCCUCAACCCGGUUCGUUCUGCUCGUCUCACGACCAAAGGAAAGAAGAGCAUAAAAUAUGGAAGAGUUGAGGUUGUUGCAAAACUAGCAAAGGGAGACUGGCUGUGGCCGGCUAUUUGGGUUCUGUCUACGGCGAGUGGCCGAAAAAGUGGUGAAAUUGACAUCAUUGAAGCACGGGGCAAUGAUGCGGAGACGUAUUCCCUUGGCAACAAUAUUGUUACUUCAACCCUUCACUGGGGCACCACUUACCUCAACGAUGCUUACCUCAAAAGUACUUCUGACUGGGGUGCGCAGCGAACCAAGUACAGUGAAGGCUAUCACACCUACGGGCUGGAAUGGACUGAGGACUAUAUGUUUACCUGGCUCGACGGUAGAUUGAGGCAAAUCCUCUACUUUGAUUUCACCAAAAACGAGAAUAUGUGGACCUAUGGUGACUUUGCCGGCAGUACUGUGAACAAGACUGUCCCCAGUGACCCAUGGAGCCAGACUGGUCGCAAGAAUACUCCAUUUGAUCAAGAGUUUUAUCUCAUUCUCAAUGUGGCUGUUGGUGGGACUAACAACUAUUUCCCGGAUCAAAUGGAUGGCAAACCCUGGGUUGAUGCGAGCAAAAGUGCUAUGAAAGAAUUCUACCUCGCCCAGAGCUCCUGGCUACCUUCAUGGGGGACCCCCGAAGAGCGCGGGAUGAUCGUGAAAUCAGUGAAGAUGUGGGAGCUUGGAGCUUGUGCAUGA
This is a messenger RNA of Penicillium waksmanii, 1371 nucleotides long. RefSeq lists its product as uncharacterized. The coding region runs from base 1 to 1371 and encodes 456 amino acids. The transcript is spliced from 8 exons. Gene Ontology annotation, biological process: carbohydrate metabolic process. The record is from RefSeq and is a predicted model, not a curated record. NCBI's taxonomy places the organism in Eukaryota, Fungi, Ascomycota, Eurotiomycetes, Eurotiales, Aspergillaceae. Gene Ontology annotation, molecular function: hydrolase activity, hydrolyzing O-glycosyl compounds.